Molecule: messenger RNA, 1123 nt
Organism: Nanorana parkeri
Lineage: Eukaryota; Metazoa; Chordata; Amphibia; Anura; Dicroglossidae
Gene: UBE2K
Product: ubiquitin conjugating enzyme E2 K
Exons: 7
Coding region: 245-847 (200 amino acids)
Biological process (GO): proteasome-mediated ubiquitin-dependent protein catabolic process; protein polyubiquitination
Cellular component (GO): nucleus
Molecular function (GO): ubiquitin conjugating enzyme activity; protein binding
Source: RefSeq, a predicted model, not a curated record
CCCGGAGUGCAGGCGGUGUCAGAUGACGUUACCCGGGGCCCUGUCAGGAAGUUCUUCCCGCUGCCGCCCGUGGAGCGCACUGCGCAUGCUCCUUGCCACCAUUUUGCCGUUGAGUGUUGUGUCGGGGGCUCGUUCACCGGGGCGGGGGAGGCUAAGGAAUCCGGGCCCGGGAGAGAGCAGCUAAGCGUCAUUGCAGCCAGGCCAGCGCCACGUCCACCGACAGGCCGGGGAGAGCGGAGCAGACAUGGCCAACAUCGCCGCACAGAGAAUCAAGAGGGAGUUCAAAGAGGUGCUGAAGAGCGAGGAGACUAGCAAAAACCAAAUCAAAGUAGACCUAGUAGAUGAGAACUUCUCUGAACUGAGAGGGGAAAUUGCUGGCCCUCCUGAUACUCCAUAUGAAGGUGGGCGAUACCAGCUAGAAAUCAAAAUACCUGAAACCUACCCCUUUAAUCCCCCUAAGGUGCGGUUUAUAACCAAAAUCUGGCAUCCGAAUAUUAGUUCAGUAACCGGAGCUAUAUGUUUGGACAUUUUGAAAGACCAGUGGGCGGCAGCCAUGACGUUACGAACAGUGUUGUUAUCAUUGCAAGCUUUGUUGGCUGCAGCCGAACCAGAUGACCCACAGGACGCAGUGGUUGCCAAUCAGUACAAGCAAAAUCCAGACAUGUUUAAACAGACAGCUCGACUUUGGGCACAUGUAUAUGCCGGAGCACCUGUCACUAGUCCAGAAUACACAAGAAAAAUAGAAAACCUUUGUGCUAUGGGUUUUGAUAAAAACGCAGUAAUAGCAGCUUUGUCAUCAAAAGCAUGGGACGUAGAAACUGCAACAGAAUUACUCCUGAGUAACUGAAAGAGGUCGCCUGAACCCCGCUCGCCCCUUCCUGAACAGCACGCCAUCUGUAAUUUUUAGGAUUCUGCAUCAAAGAAAAAUCCACAACACAAAAGCGGCACUCCUGCGUGACAAUGCUAUUUAAACCGUUCUGGAGACUGAUGGGGAAAAGAAACUGCUCUGUAAAUAAGGCAAAUUAAACGUGUAAAUUAAACAACAACCAAACAGAGGGGAGGUGGGGGGUGAGCAUCCUUCUUUUUUUUUCUUUUCUUUUUUUUUUUUUUUUCCUUUAAUAUU